This is a messenger RNA of Brassica napus (rape), 2068 nucleotides long. RefSeq names its product probable protein phosphatase 2C 33. The coding region runs from base 353 to 1759 and encodes 468 amino acids. Gene Ontology annotation, molecular function: protein serine/threonine phosphatase activity. Gene Ontology annotation, biological process: protein dephosphorylation. The transcript is spliced from 6 exons. The record is from RefSeq and is a predicted model, not a curated record. NCBI's taxonomy places the organism in Eukaryota, Viridiplantae, Streptophyta, Magnoliopsida, Brassicales, Brassicaceae.
UCGGGUAUUAAAUUACUCUACAAAAUGUUUUUUUUUGUAAGAAGAAAGCGAGAUUACAAAAACGUGUUUUUCUUUCUUCUUUGAAGAGACAACCCAGAGAAGUCAUACCUUACCUUUUUCUUGGUCAGCUUUGAAAGGCUUCAUUUUUAUAUUCAAUUUUGUUUUUUUUUUUUAAGAUUCACACUGCUCUGUAUUAUUAUUCUCUCUAUAUGUGUUCUUGCAGAAAGUAGCUGGUACUAAUAAUAUAAAGCUGAAUCUUCAUUUGCCACUUUUGGUGAAGACCACCGUGGGUGUGUGAUUGUACAACUAGUUGGUCCUGGAGUGCCUUUUCAAUAUCAUCAGGGCCCUGAGAAUGGGGUCCUGUCUAUCUGCUGAGAGCAUGAGUCCUAGACCGGGCUCUCCUUGCUCUCCUGGCUUUGGUGUGAGAAAAAGAAAAAACUCCAAGAAUAAGAGACUUGGCGGUUCCAGAAACUCCUCCUUUGACUCCAGGAGAGAUGAUCCUCUCCAUCGAGUCCCCGGUCGUAUGUUCUUGAAUGGAUCUAGUGAGGUCGCUUGUAUCUUCACUCAACAAGGCAAGAAAGGGCCUAACCAAGACGCCAUGGUUGUUUGGGAGAGUUUUGGUUCGAGGACGGAUACAGUGUUCUGUGGAGUGUUUGAUGGGCAUGGUCCUUUUGGUCAUAUGGUUGCUAAGAGAGUCAGAGACAAUCUUCCUCUCAAGUUAAGUGCUUAUUGGGAAGCUAAAGUACCUGUUGAAGGUUCUAUAAAGACUGUUAAUAAUAGUGCCAACAACAACUCUGAAGAUGCUGCUUCUUUUGUAUCUACCGAGGAAGAGCCUAGGCCAGAAGAGAGCACAGAUUCUGAACUGUUUCAAACUCUGAAAGAGGCGUUUCUUAAGGCUUUUAAAGUUAUGGACAGAGAACUUAAGUUCCAUGGCAGUGUUGACUGUUUCUGCAGUGGUACAACCGCUGUGACUUUGAUCAAACAGGGUGAGUAUCUAGUUGUUGGAAACGUUGGGGACUCUAGAGCUGUGAUGGGGACAAGAGAUGGUGAAAAUGGUCUUGUUGCUGUUCAACUAACUGUGGAUCUCAAGCCAAAUCUACCAGCUGAGGAAGAGAGAAUAAAGAAGUGUAGAGGACGUGUGUUUGCUCUUAGAGAUGAGCCUGAUGUUUGUAGAGUCUGGCUCCCAAACUGUGACUCGCCUGGUCUUGCAAUGGCACGUGCUUUCGGAGACUUUUGCCUUAAAGACUUUGGUCUAAUCUCUGUCCCUGAGGUUUCAUUUCGCCGAUUAACCGAACAAGAUGAGUUCAUAGUGUUGGCUACAGAUGGGGUUUGGGAUGUACUAUCAAAUGAAGAAGUAGUGAAGAUUGUGGCUUCAGCACCAUCACGUUCCUCUGCAGCAAGAGCUUUAGUUGAGACUGCGGUUAGAGCGUGGAGACACAAGUACCCAACCUCAAAAGUCGAUGACUGCGCUGCGGUUUGCUUGUAUCUAAACUCCAACGGCUCAAACGCCAUAUCUACAGCUUCUUCCUUCUCCAAACUUGAAGAUGGAGAUGAGAUUGAUGAUGGAUCAGGUCCAAGCGGUGGUCUAGGACGUUCGAGUACUGUCAGGACAGGGAAAGAGAUUGCUCUCGACGAAAGUGAAGCUGAGAAGCUGAUAAAAGAAGAGGAUACAGAACAUGGAACAGAGUAUUCUGCACUAGAAGGUGUUGCAAGAGUUAAUACACUUUUGAACUUACCAAGAUUUGUGCCUGGAAAGUGAAAAAGAGAAAAGAAGAAGUUUGAGUUUGUGACAAAGACAUCAUCAAAAUAAAUUACUCAGGAGGAGAGGUUCUGUGUUUUUUUUCCCACCUUUCUUUCUACAUUUUUCUCUUAUUCUUUUUAUCUAAAAUCUGUUAGAGAUUCAUUGUUUUUGGAACUACUUAAAUACUCUGUCAGUUUUGUCUUUUUGUUUAUGUCUUUAGUUGAUCUCAGUAAAGAAGAGUGAAAAACACAUCACCAUAAUGUAAUAAUGGGAAGCAGAUCCUUUACAUGAUAACAAACAGAGGGACCAAACUUUAAUUUUAACCAA